This is a messenger RNA of Anarrhichthys ocellatus (wolf-eel), 4936 nucleotides long. RefSeq names its product negative regulator of reactive oxygen species (gene nrros). Bases 1444 to 3504 code for a protein of 686 amino acids. The transcript is spliced from 2 exons. Gene Ontology annotation, molecular function: protein binding. The record is from RefSeq and is a predicted model, not a curated record. NCBI's taxonomy places the organism in Eukaryota, Metazoa, Chordata, Actinopteri, Perciformes, Anarhichadidae.
UGCACUGUGCAUUAGUUUAGUACUGCAGUGCUAAAAGAAGCAAAAAACAUGCUUUGUCUUAAAUAAGAAUGAUGAGUUUUGGUCUUUUGCACAAGAUAUCGUAUUGAUCUACUUAUUUUGUGCAUACUUGAAACCUGCUAGUACUGUAUAGCAUGUGCUUAAGUCUUGUUACAACACAUGUCAACAUAAAAAUGUAGUUUUCAAUAUGUUUAUUAGUGUUGCAUAAUGAGUCAUUAGUAAUGUUACCAAAUUGCUUGGUAUUGAAUUUGAGUAAUGUCGCUGAGUUAUGGAUUGCCCACAAUUAGAACUUAACAUUUUGAAAAACAAAUCUCACUUUAAUAAUGCUGAUUUUCAGUUUCACUCUAUGCAUGUUUAAUUAAAAUAUCACACAUUUUACCAUUAUUCUAAUGAAUGAAAAGCGUAUGCUGUCUUUUUGAGCUAUCCUUAUGUGAUAUUAUGUCAGUAUCAAACACUGGGUGGAUCAGUCACAAACUGGCCAGUAACACUCAGAAAAGAGAGAUUAGUAUUCUGCAAAACUGUUUGUAGACAACAAUGUAGUCAACUACCGUCAGAUAAGCUAUUCAUUUGAACAGUUAAAAAAAAAAGAACAGAAAAGUGAUAAGAACAGUGAUAAAAUGUUAUAUAUAAAAUUAUAAAAUUUUUGAUAUAAAAGUAAAAACUAGACAACAUCGUAUGCUUCAUAAAUCCACUAAAAUACAAAGUGUAUGCGUACAAGCCAAAAAAGGAACACAAGGCCUCCAUAUCCAGCAUGCGUCACGCAGUGGUUUGAAUUGAAAUUAGGGAAAUUUGACCAAAAUGCCCAGCUGCUGUGUUCAGUAGAAAAUACAAUAUUACAGAAAAGACAUUCACACAUUAACAUAUUAAUCAACUCCAACUUCUUUCAUCGUGUUUGGUCAACCAGACACAACAGAAAUGAAACAGAUUUCAUGUUGCUGACACGAAUAAUGUGAAAGCCCCGUUCACACGUUUGUCAAGUCUAACAUAUACGGUUAGGAUACAACAGGUGAAAUCAUUUGCUCACCGCUACAGAAAUGUUUAAGUUGUGACUCAAUACAAAUUUUAACUGAAAAUCAUCACUCACAAUAUGAAUGUUUUUGGCAUGAGUAGUUAAUUAUAUAUCUGCCAGUCCACUGCAUUGACCUCCAACACUUUAAUGUCAAGCUGCCGUCUCGCUCUCCUAGUUUGAUAAUCCAUUUACAGCGGAGGGAUUGAUUUACCCAAUUUUGCAUGCCUGUAGACGUGGUGUCAUGGUGCUCGUUCCAAAAUGUCAUACCAUGCUCAUCAUCACAUGCAAAUCAAGGCUACUGCAUAUACUCAUGGACUGAUUAAGUUGAAUCACCUAUAGUCAGCACAUGUCUGUGUUGAUCAAUAAGCAUCCUCCCUCUCUCCUUCUAUCACCUUGUCAACAGUGAGGAUGUUAAAAUGCCAGUCCACGGGCUCACUCCCAUCCUGCUCUGCUUGUUACCCAUGUGGAGAAUCUUGACGCCGGUCUCAAGUCAUCCACAACACAGCCAGUGCCAGCUGAUACAAAGAACGGCUCUCUGCAACAAUGGCAAGCUCUCCUCUGUGCCUGCUGGACUGCCCGACAACUUAGAGGAGCUUCAGCUCAACUACAAUCACAUUCAAACACUACAGGACAACUCGCUCCUCCGUUACCCCUCACUAAACACCCUGAGCUUAGCUUGUAAUAGUUUGGAAAAAUUAGAAUCAAACACUUUUCAACACUCAAAAUUGUUAGUAAGCCUCAAUUUAGCAAACAACAAUCUUCAUAUUGCCUGCCAAGAAACUAGCCACGCAUUAAAGACUCUACCCAGGCUUAGAGCUCUGGAUCUCUCCGAGAAUGUGCUCGAGGACGAAAUGGUGGCCACUCUUCUCCAAAAUCUGACAUCCCUGGAGUACCUCAAUCUUUCUGGAAACUUAUUGCAAAGACUGGAUGAGACGUCAUUCAGAAAUCUUCACCAACUCAAAGAACUCGACCUACAGAGAAACAUCAUGUACGAGAUUGAUGGCGCUUUCGACGGCAAUCCAAAGCUCCAGCGGCUCAACUUGGCCUUCAACUAUCUGCUUUGCCUGACAGACUUUCAUAUGACCCAGAUGGUGGUCCUCAACGCCAGCCACAACUUCAUUGAGUGGUUCGUCACCAGACCAGACCUUAACGACACUUUUCAGCUAGAGACACUUGAUCUAUCAAACAACAAAAUGCUCUUCUUUCCUUUCUUGCCCAACCACAGCCACCUGAGGAAUCUUUACCUAUCCCACAACAGCGUUAGCUUUUACGAACACUUGGCAGACAACAGCACAUUCCCGAACUCCACCACAACUGUUGAGUUCUACAACAUGAAGAAGUACAUGGGCAACGUGACGGCUCAGCUGUGGAACGAGAGCCUUUACGGGGACAUCUCCUCUCUAGAGAUUUUGGACCUAAGAGGAAACCAGGUGAGGUAUUUUCCUGAAGGAUUCAUCCAGAAAAUGCCUGCCCUGUCUAGACUUCAAAUGCGCACGAACUGUCUGGAAACCUUAAAUCUAGCGUCGGAACAGUUCUCUGGCAGCUUGUACGAGUUGGACCUUAGCAACAACAGGCUGAACCAGAUCGUUGCAGAUAGAAGUACGCUGACCGCUCUUGGCAAUCUGACGUACCUUAACCUUAGUUUGAACAAUCUUGAGCGGUUACCCUCGGGUUUAUUUUCCUCAUUGCCAAGCCUCAGGUCAGUGGAUCUCAGUUACAACAACGUUGACAUUUGCCGUGCCGAGGAAGCUGAGACCAGUACAGACACUAGCUCAGCUUGCGCAGAUUGGAAAGACAUUGCAUCCCUAAUGCAGCUUUACCUUAAGGGAUGCAACCUUACAAUUAUUCCAUCGUCUGCGUUCACUGGGUUGUCUCUAACGCACUUGGAACUGUCCGACAACCCUGGACUCAUUGUCCAAGAAUCAAUACAAAGUCUCAGCAGAACAUUGCAGCAUCUAGGUUUAGGAAACACUCAAAUACAAGAUUUAGACUUCUCCCAUUUGCACAGUCUUGAGUCUCUGAACAUUUCAAGGAACUCUCUUGGCUAUCUUCCCCCUUCACUUCUAAAUCUUGACCUGAAAGUGCUGGAUUUGAGGGACAACAGACUGUCCACUAUUCCCUCUAGUCAGGCAAACGCAUUAGCCCCCAAACUGCACACUGUUUUUCUCACAGGAAAUCCGUUCAACUGCUGCCAAACUGAAUGGUUCAGGACAUUUGAAACAACAAAGACAAUCAAUAUGGUCGGACGAUCAGACAUUGAAUGUGAAGAUGUCAUCCAAAUGACACACAGAGUGGAGCGCUACCAGACAUUUUUUUGUUUGGAGAAAGAUGGGGAAUCUAUAAUCUGGUAUCUUCUGCUUUUUGUACCCAUCUGUCUUUUUUUUGUGGGCAUUUUGAUCAUUGUUCUGCUCACCUUCAAGCCUAAAAUGCUACAAAAGUCAAUCAAAAAGAAUUGUUUGAAGCCUACAUCUUACUGAUACUUUAUAAACCUUAAACAAAUGUGUUUUGUACAGUGUAGUAUUGACAAAUGUAACUGAAUGUAUGUUGGCAAUAAAUUCAAUUAAUUGUAAAACUGUCUACAACAAUGAAGGAACAAUUCUAUGAUAUCUAUUCAAGUAAGGGGGCAUUAACUUUUUGGUAAUGAUGUGCUGUUGACGUGCGAUUAAAAAAACCAGACCCCUUGCCCGAUACCCUGAUAUAACAAUGUGGCUGCGUUCUUGUGUGUGUGUGUGUGUGUGUGUGUGUGUGUGUGUGUGUGUGUGUGUGUGUGUGUGUGUGUGUGGGUGUGUGUGAACAUAUGCAGAAGUAGUGUGAUGCAAGUUGUUGCGAUAAGCAGCAGAGGAAACAUGAAAUUUCCUGUUUUGCUAAGAUGUGCAGGAACUGCCCAGUGCAGAAUCUCAAAGAGGAGGGGUAUGAGGUUUCCUUCCCAUUACGGGGACACAGAUGCAACAUAGGCAUGAACUUUUAGUGUGUCAGAACAGCUAUCAUAAUAAACCUUACAAUCCCUUUUUUGUUUUACAGUUACAGUUGCACAGUAUGUGUGUUGUUUCUCAGGAGUCGGAGGCUGGUAGAUCAGUGUGUCGCUGUGCAUGGUGCAGAAGGCCUAACCAGAAAGUAACCAGAAUACCGCUGUGGUGAUGCUCAGGGUCAUGGUGGUUGGAACAUAAAAAAGAGAAACCGGAGUAAAGCUCUGCCAAAGCCAAGAAACUUCAUCAUUUUUACAUAUCUUUUAUGACAAAGUCAUCAGAGUCAAAACAUGUUUUUUUUUGGUGUUCAUCUGCAGAGCAGGGAGGAUACGUUUUGAGCAUGCACAUGGGUUCAACUCAGGGCAGCAGCUGACUACAGGUGGUGGAACAGGCUUGUGAGUUGAAGGUUUCUGUUUGAACAUCUUUAACCAAAAUGAAGUGAAGAAUAAGUAGUAAAACAAUGACUCAUCUUGCACUUCUGAAUUUAUUUCAACUUGAAAUCAGUGUAAGUCUACUUGAAGCAAAAGUAGCAAAUAUCUUGCUGGUAAGGUACAAAUUGAGGUUUUCAGUUUCUAUCAGGAAAUUAACAGCAGGUUCUGACAAAGCGGCUCAAGAGUCUGAUCCUAUUGGGAAAGACUUGACGUCAAGAAUUCAUCAUUUGCAGAAGGCCCUUUUCCACUGGUCACAGAUUGUUGACCAAGGGGAAUUUCAUUUGAUUACUCAGCUAUAUCAGGUCAGAAGUUAGAAGACAACUAUAUAAAAUAGGUUAGAGGACAUUCACACAACACGGCAGCCAAACUUUGAUAACUUUGUAUCUAACUUAUGUUAUGUUACGUGUAUAAAUGCAAUACAUGUGAUUGCACAAGCCAUAUUCAGUGGUGGCUGGGGAGAAAACAUAAACAUAAAUAUGAACAAGAAAAUUCCUAAAGAAAUUUUGACAGUG